UUGUGAAAUAUUUAAAAAAAAAAAAAAAACGUGAAAAAGCAUUAUUUCAAUAACCCGAUAUUAAAUGUGAAGUGGGCAAAUUUGGAUUAGAAUUACUGGAAGAUAUUAACGAGUAACAUCGAGCUCAUCGAACUUCAUCAAUACUAUAACCGAGAUCGAUGAUUUAUCACAGAAUGGAACUCUGUCAGAAUCGCGAGAAAAUAAACAAUGACGUUUAUGAUCUUUGUCGGACGCGCUCGCUUUCGAAUGAGAAUGAAGCCUAUCCAAACGAUAAUGAGCGAAGCGACAGAUCACCGAUUGUCAAUCGGGAAUCUAUCGAAUAUGUAUCAGAUUCCAGUUGCGAAGGUUACAGGGAGUUUCAAAAACAGCAGACCGAAAGAAGAAAUUUAUCCCCGAUUGCCGCGUCUAGUGCUUUCACGAUCGACAGUAUCCUCGGAAGAAAUGAGAAGAGAGAUGAAACUUCGAGAAUAGAUAGUUCUGGUGAUAAAGAAGAGGAUCAGGAAGAAAUGGACGAUAGGAUUGAGGGACAUUUCGUUAGACCAACAGCGAUACCAGCCACACGUCCUGAUUUAGAAGGAGCUUUAUACACUCAUGCGGGAUUUCCGUAUCCUGAAGGCGCUUUAACUGACUCUUCGGCAUAUUCCGCAACGUCACUUGCAUCGGCCUCAUUAUUGUAUAGUAGUUGGUUUGCUCAAACAAAACCUGGACAACUAUUUGGCUUACAAGCACCCAAACCGAGCGGUAGAAGGUCGAGGAAACCGGGUAUCGAUCGAAAACCGCGUCAAGCUUAUAGUGCGAAACAAUUGGAAAGACUCGAGGCAGAAUUUAAGAUCGAUAAAUAUCUCAGCGUGAGCAAGCGCAUGGAGUUGUCCAAGUGUCUGAAUCUUACCGAGGUGCAGAUCAAGACGUGGUUCCAGAAUCGCCGCACGAAAUGGAAGAAGCAGCUGACGUCGCGGCUGAAGAUCGCCCAACGGCAGGGACUUUUCCCACCGACGUACUUUCCGACAAGCCAGUAUCCUCUAUUGCCGUAUUACGCGGCGCCUUUGAUGUUCGGAGGUCCGUUGUCGGAUGACGCGAACUCUAGCUUGCCGACUCGAUCCACUGUAUCCUCCUCAGAUACGGUCUGACGCAGCACAGACUCGAACUACUUGGUCGAUUGUCGGCCGGACGACCGCGAAGUGCAAUAAGACCUUCUGUUGGCCAUUGCAAAG
This is a messenger RNA of Cataglyphis hispanica, 1211 nucleotides long. Its product is annotated as homeobox protein engrailed-1a. Gene Ontology annotation, biological process: regulation of DNA-templated transcription. The record is from RefSeq and is a predicted model, not a curated record. Bases 159 to 1127 code for a protein of 322 amino acids. NCBI's taxonomy places the organism in Eukaryota, Metazoa, Arthropoda, Insecta, Hymenoptera, Formicidae. Gene Ontology annotation, molecular function: DNA binding; DNA-binding transcription factor activity, RNA polymerase II-specific. The transcript has 4 exons.